This is a messenger RNA of Sinocyclocheilus grahami, 575 nucleotides long. RefSeq names its product thiamine-triphosphatase-like. The transcript has a single exon. Gene Ontology annotation, molecular function: magnesium ion binding; thiamine triphosphate phosphatase activity. NCBI's taxonomy places the organism in Eukaryota, Metazoa, Chordata, Actinopteri, Cypriniformes, Cyprinidae. The record is from RefSeq and is a predicted model, not a curated record. Gene Ontology annotation, biological process: dephosphorylation; thiamine diphosphate metabolic process. The annotation marks the transcript as partial.
CUAAAUGCAUUGGUCAGCGGCAGUUCCGAGACCAGUACUUUGACUCGCCAGAUUUCAUCCUCACGCUAAAAGAUUUCUGGCUGAGAUGCCGAGAGGGAUUGUGGGAGUUGAAAUGCCCUGCAGUUUCAGGAACUACACCUGACAAUGACACCGAGACCCUUUGUACACGAUACAGAGAGAUAACCAGUCUCCCUCUGAUUCAAUCAGAAGUCAGCAGGAUAAUCAGGGAACACACCGCUGAAGGGAGUGAAUCAAAUUCCUCACAAAGGGAACAAAUUGACAAAGUCGCAGAAAAUGAGGACACCGAGAUCUGUUCAGCAGAUGACACAAAGUGGCUGAAUGACCUCAAUCUGGUCUGUUUUGCUGAGUUCAAGACCGAGUGCUGCUCUUACACACUAGAGAGGGAGGCCGGUGCAGUGCGGGUGGAUCUGGACCAGGCUGAUUUCGGAUAUUGUGUGGGAGAGAUUGAGGUUCUGGUGCCUGAAGGAGGUGACAUGAAUGCAGCUCUGCAGAGGAUUACAGGCACUGCUGUAGAACUGGGUAAGCUCAUGUUUGUGGACACACAUAUCAUAUAA